Molecule: messenger RNA, 1241 nt
Organism: Clarias gariepinus (North African catfish)
Lineage: Eukaryota; Metazoa; Chordata; Actinopteri; Siluriformes; Clariidae
Gene: swsap1
Product: SWIM-type zinc finger 7 associated protein 1
Exons: 2
Coding region: 106-927 (273 amino acids)
Biological process (GO): double-strand break repair via homologous recombination
Cellular component (GO): Shu complex
Molecular function (GO): single-stranded DNA binding
Source: RefSeq, a predicted model, not a curated record
CAAGCGUCUGGUGCCGAACGUGGCUAACCUGCUAUACACUAGCUCACUCGUUUGUUAUUUCAUGUAGUGAAAAUACCUUAUAUGGAUUGUUUUUUGUGAAAUAAAAUGGUUGACAUACUGAGUGUCGUUUUGCAGCGGUUUGGUCCACUGGUACAGGCAGGAAGGGAUAUAAAGCUGUCCUCCGAGGCGGAAAGCGGCACUCUGGUGGUUGGAGAUGAAAACAUCAACAGGUCUCUGUUGUUCCUGACAGCUUUAACUGCAGCCUCAGAAAUGGCAUACAAAGUGCUGUUUUUCACACAGAAUCAAUUUCAGAGACUUCCAGUAACUGUACAGGAUUCAUCUCUAAAGCCCGAAAUUCUGAAGAAAAUCAGGUUUGUUUAUCCUAAGACAUUAGAGGAGCUUCUGGAGGACAUAGCGUCCCUUCAUGAGCUGGUGCCUGAGACCGCACCGCUUCCUUCCUUGCUAAUCAUAGAUGGAGUGGAGCGUUAUUUUAAGGACAGGCCGCAGCAAGAUUCUCAGAGCACAGCUGCUCACAUUGUUGCUCUCCUCCAUGACACUGCUACUUUCCUCAGAGCCAGAAAUGAGAAAUGCCAACAACCCCCAUGCAGAGUCAUUGUCUCUUAUCAGCCUGAGGGGGAAGGACAAGGAGGCGACGUGUAUGCUCCAGAUUCCGUCCUCUUAGUACUGGAGCGCUACCUUCAAGUGAGGUGCAACCUGCACAAAGUGAUAAAUGAAGAGGUGGAAAAUGCAUGGCUGUUGUAUCUCUCGGGUACAGGACUGCAAGUUGAGGGGUUAGGUAAUGGAGAGAGAUGUCUUGGAUUACAGUGGCGCGUGGUGUUGCAGCCUAAUGGAACACUGGAGUUCAGGCCAGAAAGUACACCAAUAGAGGACCAAGUCCAACAUUCUGAGUGUGGAAAUAAAACCUGACUAAUCACAAGGUUUACCACACUUAACUGGUUUUAUACUACCAAAAGUCUUAAAAAAAAGUUUUUUUUAUGCUGCAGUCUCAGAUACAGUGCAGCAAAUAAAGCCUAAUUAAAUUGGAAACUUGUUGCUUAGAAAACAGACUAUAGCUGAGUGAUAUGACAGUGAUAAAUUUUGCCACAGAAUCCAGAACUUUUAGGAUAACAUAUCUGUUUAUGCAUGUAUAUAUUUUAUAAGGAAUGUUUGUUAAUCAGUGCCUGAAAGCAGCAGAGCAUUAUAUAUUUAAUAUUAACAUGUAAAAAAUGUUUAUUGUAAUG